GUAAGAUUGCUGCAGCUCAAGAGUGCUAGAGGAAGAUCCUUAAAUACUCUUCUUGGAACAGAAUUUGGGUCUCUAAGCAAGAAGUGCCAGUCUUAACAUUCACUAUUUGUGACUGAUUUAUAGGAAAAGGGGCUUGAUUCUGGUAGCCGGGGGAGCCCAGUGUGAACACUGAGGUUCUACCCUGUUCUAGUGGUUGCUUUGAUUGAUACCCAGCCAUGAAAGGGACAUAGCUCAGAUACUGACAAAACAGCUGUGUAUUUGAGUGUGUUUGUCCAACUGGCCAGGAACAGUCUGGGGACAAACAGUGCCUUAUUUGGAGUUGUUUAUUCUUCUCCCCCAUGGAGUGACCUCAGAUAACCUUUCCCAGCUUGGAAAGACCUGAAUCAGAUUUUGUACAGCCUAGAGGAACAAGCCUGUAGCCUGGGGAAUGCUUCCUGUCACGUUUAGAACCAAAGAAAAACUAGGAAAAACUCUAAUCUCUAUGGUGCCUCUCUCUCAGCUGGUAGCUGGGAGUUGAAGUCUGAGGACCUGAAUUUUCCUGGAGGGCAACGUGCAACAGCUUUGGCUGGGAAACAUCUCGAGUUUGUGCUUCUAGGACCAUAACCGUGGAUUCCUCAGUGUUGUUCCUCCUUGCUGGGCUUCUGGACUGCUGAGACCUGUGGUUCCUGGCAGAUAGACAGGUUGUAUCAAACCUUGUCACUAGUCACCAGAUGCUAAUGGACUGCAGAACCCUAGAAACAUCUCUUCCAUGUGUUGCUCUCUUGCACCAUGCAAACUCCAGCUGUGUGAAGAUCGUGGCUGUCCGGGGCUCUCACAGGAAAUCAGACACCAACAGAAAUGGGCGCAGAUGUGAGAGUGAAGGCCUUAAAGCCACAGUCAUAUUGGCAUAAACAGAACAUCCUGUUUUGUUUUGUUUUCACAGAGAACCUGGUCUCCCCAUAGGGGAGGCAGAGACCUAGGAAAUCUCUUCAUAGCUUUGGGUUUGGAAAGAAUGUAUAGACCAGGGAUGGUGGCUCACAUCUGUAUUCCCAGCCCUUCGGGAGGCCAAGGCAGGCAGCUCACUUGAGGUCAGGCAUUCGAGACCAGCCUGGCCAACAUGGUGAAACCCCAUCUCUACUAAAAUACAAAACUUAGUUGGGUGAUAGUGGGUGCCUGUAAUCCAAGCUACUUGGGAGGCUGAGGCAGGAGAAUCACUUGAACUCAGGAGAUGGAGGUUACAGUGAGCCGAAAUCACGCCACUGCCUGGGCGACAGAGUGAGAUUCUGUCUCGAAAAAAAAAAAAAAAAGAAAAGAAUAAAAAUAAAAAAUAAAAAUAGCCAGAUGUGGUGAUGUGCACCUGUGGUCCCAGCUGCCCGGGAGGCUGAGAUGAAAGGAUCUCUUGAGCUCGGGAGUUCAAGGCUGCAGUGAGCGAUGACUGUGCUACUGAACUCCAGCCUACACCACGGAGUGAGACCUUGUCUCUAACAACAACAACAAAAAUGAUACCUGCCGGGCAGGCACAUGGGUGGAAGGUAGCUGGUUAGUCUUGCAGGCACGUUCAGAAUGUUCCCUGGCUGAGAGCAGGAUGUGGGAGAAGGUAACUCAUUGGAAAGGGUCCCCCAAGUGGGAGGCAGCACUGAUGAUAGACUCCUGAAUGUGAUGCGUGGGCCUAUGAUGGGGUUGAAUUGUGUCCUCCCGAAAAAUAAUAUGUUGGCACCCCAACCCUCAAGUACAUCAGAAUGUGGCCUCAUUUAGAGAUAGGAUUUCUACUGGGAUAAUAGAGGUAAAAUGAGACUAUUAGGAUGGCUCUAGUCUAAUACUAGUGUCCUUAUAAAAGGGGAAAUUGGGACAGAGACACACACAGGAAGAACAUUAGAAGAUGGUGUGAAGAUGAAGGCAGAGAUCUACAAGCCAAGCAACCCUAAAGAUUGCCAGCAGACUCCAAGAAGCGAGCAGAGAGAGGCGUGAAACAGAUUCUUGCCCAAGGCCCUUGGAGGGCACCAACCCUACAGAUAACCUUGAUGGCAAAUUCUAGCCCCCAGAACAGUGAGACAAUAGACUUCUAUUGUUGAAGCCACCUGGCCUGUGGUCCUUUGUUAUGGCAGCCCUAACAAAUGGAUACAGGGUCAUCUUACAGGCAACGAUGAGCUUGUGAGAAUCCAACCAGGGAGAUGGCAAGGACGAGAAGGCAGUGUGAGGGCCAAGGGUGAUAAUAUGGCCAGCUGGUAGAUAGUGCCUAAGGCUUUUAUCAUUGUGAACAACAGCCUCACAAUGCAGGCUCAUGACAACAAUGUCAUCAUCGUCAUCAUCAUCAUCAUCAUCAUAUCAUCACAGCAAAUAGUUAUUGAGCAUCUACUCUAUGCUGGACAAGCAUACUUUACAUGUUUUACAUUACUGAGUCCUUACAAGUUAAUGCGGUUGAUGUUAGUAACAUUCCCAUUUUACAAAUGAAAAAACUGAGACACACAGAAGGAAGAAACUUGCCCAAGAGUAUAUAUGGCUGGCAGUUGGUCUAAUUUUCCCUGAGAAGAUGCCUGUGGCUGUGUGACGAAUGACUAUUUUGUGGAGGGGGUGCCAGGCUUCUCUCCUGCUGCUGUGGAGUUUGCUGGAACAUGGGAAAAGAAAUCCGAGAGGCCUUUCGGGUUCUGGACCGGGAUGGGAACGGCUUCAUCUCCAAGCAGGAGCUGGGCAUGGCCAUGCGCUCUUUGGGGUACAUGCCAAGCGAGGUGGAGCUGGCCAUCAUCAUGCAGCGCUUGGACAUGGACGGGGAUGGCCAGGUGGAUUUUGAUGAAUUCAUGACCAUUCUUGGCCCCAAACUGGUGUCUUCAGAAGGUCGUGAUGGUUUUCUUGGAAACACGAUAGACAGCAUAUUCUGGCAGUUUGACAUGCAAAGAAUAACUCUGGAAGAGUUGAAGCACAUUCUCUAUCAUGCCUUCCGAGACCACCUAACGAUGAAGGACAUUGAGAACAUCAUUAUCAAUGAGGAAGAAAGCCUGAACGAGACCUCGGGGAACUGCCAAACAGAGUUCGAAGGAGUGCAUUCCCAGAAGCAGAACAGACAGACCUGCGUCCGGAAGAGCCUCAUAUGCGCCUUUGCUAUGGCCUUCAUCAUCAGUGUCAUGCUGAUUGCAGCCAACCAGAUACUCCGGAGCGGCAUGGAGUAGCAGCCUCCCGCCAGCCACACUGUGUUGCAGCUCACCGCGCAUGUGCAUGCCGUGCGGGCAGACUCUUCCUCCACACAGCAGACACGGACCUAUGGACUAUGGAUGGAUGCGGACAAUGGAACCAUUCAGUAAAGAACCCAAGGUUGAGUGCAACUGGGGUUGCACUUCAGCUUCAUCUCCUUGGCAGGGACACUAAAGGGCUGUCUUCAGUGCUUUAAUGGUUUUGUUUUCUAAUGCAAUAAAUAGCCAGGAUUUCCGAAUUAUUGCUUCAACCGUCAGUCAUAACUCUAGAGAAAAACUUCAUCUUCAUCUCGGAAUUCCAGCGGCCAUCCAGGUAUAAUGGUGAGAGAGCAAGAGAGAGGCAUGAACACACAGUCACCUCCACUCCCCAUUCUUUCAACCCAAGGGUCAACAGGAGACUCUCUGCUGAGGUCAACCCUCAGUUCCAAGAGGCUGACUUCAGGGUUGCCACAGAAGAGGGGGCUUUCCAUCCCACCCUGGCUUCCUUCCUCCACCCAGUGGAGACCCCCCCAAGGCAUGAGGGGAAAGCCAUUAAGUGGGGUGCAGCCCCUGGCGGUCUUCAGCUGCACCCCUCACCGCUUCCGUUCUUACUGCCUUUUCUAGAGGACUGCCAUUGGUAGAGCUGGGGUGCUCUCAGUUUCCGUCGGCACUUGGCUUUCUGUUCCUAGAGCCCAUCCCGCACCAGCAUUUUGGAACCUGCAGAGAGCCUUUCUCCCAGCUUUGCCGCCUGUGCUGCCAUUAGAGAAAAAAAGAAGCAUAAUCGUGGGCAUCUCUAUAACAUAGACAGAUAUAUAUAUUUGGCUUCUUCGUGUGUGAUGUCAUUCUUCCCUAAUCGCUUACACCUAAUAUAAGCUUGUCCUCCCUCCCACACUCAUCCCUGCUUCUUUGGGGCAGGGGUGAGGCAGGUUGAGGGGGGAGGGGACUGAGACUGGCGGUGAGGUUUUGACACCCACACCCAGCCAUCUGGAGUCACGGAGACCCACCACGUCUCUAUGCCGGAUGACCUUUGUAAGUUAAGGUCCUUGUGCAUCUUACCUUUCCCUUACCUUGGAGUUUGCUGUUAGUCUUCCCCAGCUAAAAAGAGAAAUGCAAUCCAAAAUGGAAAGAUGGAGAGAUCAAAUGACUGUAUUUUACAUAAGAUCUUCUGGCCUUCAGAUUCUGCAACUGACUCAUUUUCAGGAGGUAGGGGCAAAAGAUGUUUAUGAGUUUAGCCAACAGAACAGGUAAUUUACUCCUGCCUGCAGAAUACUUUCGUUGGGGAAGGGAACUGAAUCCAAGGAUCUGUUUUCAACACCAUUCCAAGUCUGUAAUUUCCUGACUUUUCCUAGAUGUCAGCCACUACUAUGAAUUCAAGCUUGUGUAGUCAGAUUAGCCAGUAAUCUCUAGAUGUAAUAGUUCCCUUUGUACUUUUCCAAGCUCAGGUCUUUAUUUUGUAAUGGAAUUACCUUGCUCCUACUUCUUUUGAUUACAUCCUAAAACUACAUGCUUCCCCCCCUUUCUUCCAGUAGCGAGCCACCAGAAGCUUUCUUGUCUCAAUGCAGUGGGUAGGGUUUUUUGGUGCGUUGCGUGUUCCUGAUCUCCCUCCCUGUCUUCCCGCUCAGCUAUCUCCCUACUGCCUUCUCAGACUUGGAGCACUCAAGGUCUCCGAUGAGAGUUUUCUCAUUCACCUCUGCAAGUGCUACUGGCAACAGCCUGGGGGCAGCUGUAGACACUUUCCCUCGGUGGGAGAGUGUGAAUAUUCUGAUGAGCACAAGUAAAACUAAGGUUUCAGCCAUAAUACGGAGGAGGGAGCAGAUGUAAGCUCCCAAGAGCCUGGGGGAUCGCAGGUCCCUCUCAAAACUUCCUGGAGUUCAGCCCAGCAAGGCCAGACCAAGGAGGCAGCAACCUGCCUUUCUCCCUUACCUGCCCUGCUGCCUGCACACUGCAUGCCUGCCCCUUCUGCCGCUCCCGUUGGCUGACUCACCACUGUCCCCUUAGGAUUGGAAUUCUCAACUAGAACAGGUCCAAAUGCAGAAUAUAAAUACAUCGAACAACUUCAUCCUUAAUCUCUGCCCGGGGCAGUUUGCCCUCUCCCAACUGGACUUGGAUGGGAGGGCAUAGCAGAUUUUGAAGAGACAUGAUUUCCUGUCUUUCUCUGACCCCUGAACCACCAAACCACAUCCAUAGGAGUGCAGGACCCUAAGUAGACUGGGUAGAAACCCCAGGGAUGAUUCUUCAAAGCCCCCUCCCCCAUGAGAGGGGACUGAAAUGCUGCAGCUGAGGCUGGUCUUCAGGGCAGAAAAUGAGUACUUCUUUGAAGGCGGCUUUUCUGCGAGUUCUUCUGCCUCCUGCUGGAGAACAGAGACCCUUCAAGAGGUGAGGGUUAGAUUUCAUUGGCAGAGAGAUUAGCCACUGUGCAGGAGUAGGGAGGAAAAGGAGUUCUGGAGAGGCACCAUCAUUCUGUUUUCUACAAAGGCUGCAGGAUUCCUUUCUUAAUGGUGACCUUCUUGCUCCCAGUGACCUGGAAGCAAGCCCACCCUCCCCAGGGGAAAAUCUAGGAGAAUGCAUUCCUCUGCAGACUGCUAGAGAGAGAUGGCAAGAAGGAAGACACAGAAUUCCUUCUGACAGCCUAGGAGUUAACUUCCCACUGUGGUAACCCCCCACGUGGCACCCAGGGACUGAAGGGCACAGUGUGUGGAGAUGGCCCUGAGCUAGCGGCAUUCCUUAGACUUCCGGAGCUCAGAAUUUGUCCCGGUGACUUGCACUCUGGCUGCUUUGCUUGGACAGUUUGUCUUGGGCAUAGGGAAGACUUCCUUGUCAGGCAGCCAACUCCCAGCCCUGUUCACACAAAUUUUGUGCCAGGGCCCCAUGCCAGUCAGUGUCCCCAUCAUGGUGGCUAUGAAGCUCAUGGCUGAAGGUUCCAGAAGGUCCUGGUCUCCCAUGCCCAAGGGAUGCCAUAUAGCCCCAGCUGGAGGUGACUUACGCAGGAAUUGAGAGGGAAGAGCCCACCCUUCACUCUGUCCUCCAGACUUAGGAACCAGUGACCUUGGCUGCCCAACUGUACGGAGGCUGAGUGAUUGACAAACACAGGUUGGCUCAUUCUUGCUGCAAGAGCAGGUACCCCCCGCCACCCCCCACCCCGGAAAACACAAGUGAUGAGCAAGAAGGCAUUUUCCUUGGGAGAGAAGGGGAAAUGGACCCUGACCCCCUUGAUCCCCAAAGAAGCUGUGCCCCACCUUUCCAGAUACCCACAAAGCCCCGAGACAGAAUCUAGCAUUGGGACUAUUAGCAGUGGCUUCCAGAAUGUGCAUGGGUCCCACGUGACUGAUCCGACAAAAAAAAAAAAAAAAAGAGGGAUAUUACCAUGGCAACCCUUGCAUUCCACCCUGAGUUUGCCAAGGCACACAAAAAUAGGGAACAUUUUCUUAAAGAACACUCCAAUUCAGCCUGAGUGCAACCUGACUCUCUGCAUCUGUAUCCUGCUGGGAGAGGCAGUUACCCUUAAAGAAUCUGGGUGGUUUCUCUGCCUUUUUGUCUUGCAUUUGAACUUGUCCUUCUAUUUACUCAGGAGAACAGGAGCUACCUAUAAGCCCUGCUAUCUCCCCAUCCCUACUCCCAGCCCCUUCUCCCAGGGUCCAGAGCCAGGACCCCUUAAUCUAGGUAAAUAGGCAGAAAUAUCAUCUUGGAAGGCAAACAAGAUUUUAAGCCUCCAAUCUUUAAAAGUAUCAGUUUGCCUGUUGAACACACUCCCGCAAGCCAGACGUGUGAACUUUGGUGAACUGAGGUUUACAUGUGGUCUUAGGCAAACCCAGUGGUUUCAGAAAUGUCUGGGUGUUUUAUUUGCAGAGAACAAGAUGUGUCUUAUGAGUCUGCUUUCUCGAUACCUGCCCUGUCUCAAAUUUCACUUGACAAAUGGUCUACGAUCUUGCAGUUAUCCAAAAGAGCCUAUGAAAAAUGGACGGCUGCUUCUGACAAUAAUGCCCCUCCCAACUUCCCAUUCAUAGAAUCAUAAAGCGAUAUGCUUCAGAACUGAGAGAGAAAAGUUUACCUUUUAUUCCAAAUGCCUCCUACUCGGCUUAAGUCCAGACUCAGGUCACGAAUCAAAGACAGUUUUGCACGUUGCUCUUCACCUAAAUCUAGCAGUUUCCCUGAGGCCCUGUGAGGGCAUGGACAGAAAAUGCAGGAUGCAACCACCCAGGACAGCUCCCUGGUCUGGGCUGACCUGGCCACGUGUGGUCACAUGUCCUGGGAUCCGUGUUUACUGUGUCCUUGCUCUCCUUCCUGGCAGAAGCUGCUAAGCUCUGCUCCUCCUAACUGCAGGUCUCAAACCCUAUUGGGUCGUUUUGCCACACUGUUUCUCCAAAGGCCCAUAGUCAUUACAUUUUUCACCAUUUCACCAAGAUACAGGGAGGGUCUGGAAUUCCCCUGCUAGGAAGGGCCCCUUUUCCUAUAUCACCGUGAUGAUACAGGUGAACUGAGAUUAAACUUUUAGACUUCAGCACGUCGCACAUCCCGGUUGUAUAACCAGGAGGUCUGCAGAGCUGCAACUCCUGAAGAACAUCUGUCUUAAAAGACCUCAAAUCAGAACAUUCUUAUUGGCCUCUUCAGUGAUCCCCAUGGAGCUAAGAGUCUGUAACCUAAAGGCCUUACCAUAGCCAUCUUCCCUCCACACCUGAUUGCUCAACUGCCCCAGAAGGGGAGAAUCUAUCUGAAAUAGGAAAGAAGCAUUAGGGACCAGGUGCGGUGGCUCACACCUAUAAUCCCAGCACUUUGGGAGGCCGAGGCAGGUGGAUCAUUUGAGAUCAGGAGUUCAAGACCAGCCUGGCCAACAUGGUGAAACCCCAUCUCUACUAAAAAAAAAAAUACAAAAAUUAGCUCAGCAUGGUGUUGGGCACCUGUAAUCCUAGCUACUGUGGAGGCUGAGGUGGGAGAGUCACUUGAACCCUGGAGGUAGAGGCUGCAGUGAGCUGAGAUCGUGCCACUGCACUCCAGCCUGGGCAACAGAGCAAAACUUCAUCUCAAAAAAUAAUUUUAAAAAAGAAGCAUUAAUCACCAGCUAAGACUUUUCAAUUUAAAUUAUUUAAAGUGACGGCAACAUAGAGGAGAAUGUGGGCUGCCUCUUACCAACCCGGUCUCCAUAAUAAUUUCAGUGUCACAACUGUUCAGCUUCACUUCAUACAGGGGACUGUCCUCAAUUUUUUGGCCCUGCCAUAAACAGGUGUAUGUUAGUCCGUUUUGCAUUGCUAUAAAGGAAUACCUUAACACUGGGUAAUUUAUAAAGAAAAGAGGUUUAUUUGGCUUGAAGUUCUGCAGGCUGUUUGAGCAAGGUAUCAACAUCUGCUUGGCUUCUGGUGAGACCUCAGAAAGCUUUGACUCAUGGUGGAAGGUGAAGGGGGAGCAGGCACGUCACACAGCAAGAACAGGAGCAAGAGAGAGGAGAAGAGGUGCCAGUCUCCUUUUCUUAACAACCAGCAAUUGCAUGAACUAAUAAAGUAAGAAUUCGCUCAUUACUACAGGGAGGGCACCAAGUCAUUCAUGAGGAAUCUGUCCCUAUGACCCAAAUAUCUCCCAGCAGGCCCCACCUCCAACAUUGGAGAUCAACAUGAAAUUUGGAGGAAACAAAUAUCCAACCUCUAUGAUUGGUUUGGAGGAAUGAGAUCAAUUACACCAACAAGCCAAGCAUUUCUCUUAGUAUCCUAUGGUCAUUGCUAAUGCAUAUGGUCAUUUUGACAGCUGUGGUUUCUCCUUCAUAUUUAUAUGGGACUCUUCAUAGGGUCUCAAGAGACAUGACAAUACUGUUGAAAAUGUCUCCAAGGCAAAAUUAAUUUUAUUCUGUUGACUGGAAAUAUAUCACAAAGAAUGAGGUUUUUCCAGUCCCACCCACAAGACAGUCCUCUGAAAGUGGAAAAGCUUGCCCGGCCACCUGCCCCUACCCUGACCUUGGGGUAGUUCAUCAGUUGAGCACACCCCCCAUGCCGGGCAUAGACUCACCCAUCUCUUUUCCUCAGGUGUGAUGGGUUGGCUUUCAAACUAGUGUUUCUCGCACUGUUAGAAGUUAGUGUGCAAGUGGAAAGGAUGCAGAGGCUGGAAUUUUCCAGUGGGAUGAAGAGCAGGCUAAUUAGGAAGGAAUAUUCCAGGGAAUGUAAGGUGCAACUGUGAUAUUGCUCCAUCCCUGGACCUGAGGGAGACAAAGUUCUUAAAGGGCUGCAGAUGCUGUCCUCUGAAGGUCUUCUCCGGAUCGCUGGCCUACUUUGGAAAUAUGCAGGGCGUUGUCACGGGGCUGCCCAUCAGUCUGAUCCACACGAAAGGCUCUGUGAAUUUCAAGAGCAGGCUGGUAGCUCGCCAUUCCUGGAAGGAUGCUGACAUCUGUCAAGCCCAGAAUGCCUCUCUCAGGGCGCUCAGGCCUGUUAAACUGAGGCCAGGAGGGCAGAAGAAAGAACUCAAAGUGUGGUCGGUACUACCAGCUGGAGAAAGCCCAGGAGCUAGGACUCUUCCACCCACUAUCUAGGUUAUGUUGAGUGACAUUCCUCCCUGGCUUCAGGUUUCUCUAAAGCCAGAGGGAAAGUAAACCAGACAAGCCCUCCCAUCUGUUUUGUCUGAAACAAGAUGGAGUGAAUGCUCCCUACUGAGAGGGUCUGGAUUUCACCCAUGAAUUGCACUAGGAACUGGGAGCUCCUUUUUGAACACAAGUCCCAAGAGGCAGUUGUGAUAAAGUCUCUCUUUUGGUGUCCGCUGUCUGUAAAUGAAACAGUGCAAAUUGGUGUAUGUCAAAUGUGUCCCAGCUUGCAGGCAAGAGGUUUUGUUUAUUCCCUAAGGACUUGCUGACUCGAGGGAACAUCAAAGAUGAGCUUUCUGUCUUUGUCUUGGCAAGUGUGAAAAUAAAGGGAGUCAGUCACCUCCCCAAAGGUCACGUGAAUCAGAAUUCAGAAGAAAGUUGGAGGAAAUAAUGGCAGAUUCCAAGAAGAGAUGCUUAUUUCUCCAUUUGAGAAAGCCUUACUGAAAGCUACUGAAUAAAGAGCACAAUUUCUAGUUAUUUCUUUCUUUGCUUUUUUUUUUUUUUUUUCCUGGCCACUAUAACAGCACUUCCAGUAUAUGUUGAUAGUAGCUUGUAAUUAUUCCUAAUACCACAGAAAGAAGAGAGUCGUGAUCUCUGGUGAUUGUGAGGAAUUAGAUUAACAGUCCCGGGGGACCGGCUACCUGCGAUAGCCCUUUAAAUGGCUAAUGAGGGAUGCUGAGUGCUGAGCGGUGCCUGCUUUUGAUGUGACCCACCCAUGACCAGGGAGAGAGGGCAGGAAGAGAGCAGCUGCAGGAUCCACAAGUCUCUAGCCCUUCUGCCCCAGGCAACAUAAAACCCUAAAUUCUUGUUCUUUUUUCCUCUUCCUAAAGUAGACUGACAUCCCAGUAAUUGUUUUUCUAACAAGCCCUGUUGUUCUCCCUGGGAAAGACCUAGAUUGGCCAAGAAAGGAUCCUCUCAGCUCCUGGUGGAGAGUUGCACAAGCCAGUGGCUCUCAACUCUCUCCAAGGAAAAUUAAAGCAUAUUUUCUCUUUCUUAGCUCAAAAUCAGCUUUCAGGGGUCCUCGAGCGGCUUCUUAGUGGGGUCUGAUUUUCUUCCCCAGUUCUGAAUCCAGGAAGAAGCUAUUUCUCCAAGGACUAACCAAAAACAAUGACUUUGGAAAAAAAUUAGACUCAGAAAGUCUGUCCAGGCAUUGGGUUGGUGAACUGUCAACUGUUGGGUGGGGAGGAGGGGUCGCUGUGAUCAUAGCGGUCAUUAGACUUAGGACAUGAGUUGUCUCUCAAAGCACAGUAGUAAAUGACUGUAUUUUGUAUAUUGCCCCCAAUAUGUUGGGUGUAAAUAGAAGCACAGCUGGGGAUUGAUCAUGGCCAGGACGACUGGAGCUUGGCAGCUCUCAUAUCCAGAAUAAGCCACUAAGACGGAACUCAUCAAUCACCAUCUUCCCAUUUACCUCAUUAGCAUCCCAUUUUCUCUCAUUCAGUAUUAGUUGAUGAUUUCUGCUAUUAAGUGAUGAGAAAGUCAGCAGACUAGUCAAAAAAGAAUCUUUAUAUAAAAUGUACAUAUUAAUAUAAAUUAACUUAGCAUGCAACUUACCGAUCAAAUGAAGUAUAUAUUAUUAAUAUGUUAUCUUAGUGUAUAAAGGAAAACUGCCAUAUUUACCAGAUGUUUUCUUUAACCGAACUUGUCUGUAAAUAUAUAAUCUGUAUAAAAAGAGUCUAAUUUACCAUUAUUUAUGCAAUAGAAAGAAUAAAAGUUUUUUUUUCUUUUGA
Symphalangus syndactylus (siamang) is the source of this 11426-nucleotide messenger RNA. It is a transcript of the gene CALN1, whose product is annotated as calneuron 1. NCBI's taxonomy places the organism in Eukaryota, Metazoa, Chordata, Mammalia, Primates, Hylobatidae. Gene Ontology annotation, cellular component: trans-Golgi network membrane. The record is from RefSeq and is a predicted model, not a curated record. Gene Ontology annotation, molecular function: calcium ion binding.